Esox lucius (northern pike) is the source of this 1394-nucleotide messenger RNA. RefSeq names its product FA complementation group L (gene fancl). The coding region runs from base 223 to 1344 and encodes 373 amino acids. Lineage: Eukaryota; Metazoa; Chordata; Actinopteri; Esociformes; Esocidae. The record is from RefSeq and is a predicted model, not a curated record. Gene Ontology annotation, cellular component: nucleus; Fanconi anaemia nuclear complex. Gene Ontology annotation, biological process: interstrand cross-link repair; protein monoubiquitination. The transcript has 14 exons. Gene Ontology annotation, molecular function: ubiquitin protein ligase activity.
ACAGGCAGCUGGAUAACUACUCGAACAUAAACGAAGGAAGUGCAUGUAUUUUGGAAAUAGAUUUUUCUCCCACUGAGAGUAUUUUCAGUUAAUAUCGGUUAAUGUCCUUGAGGUGUAGGCUCGUUACAGUGGUAGAAAUUUUUAAGCUCAAAGUAGAACGUUGUUUAAAUGCCAACGCCGGCAUGGUAAGCUAACUCACUAAGUCUUGGAGUUGCAACAAGGAUGGAGAGAUUACUUGUGAAAGAGAGUCCGCUGCUUUUACCACUCAACAAAGAGAAAACUAUUUAUGAUGGAUUUAUCACGGUUCAGGAGAGAGACUUCAGAAUACGCAUACUGCUUCCACCAGAUCAUCAAGUUAAACUAGCCAAGCUUCACUGUUGCUGGCAGCUGAAACAGUUACUGCGUGGCUAUGUGCAUAUAGUGAAACGAAGAUUACAUCACUCCCCUGACCUAGUGAGUUUUGUUCUGGAGCUGAAGACUGUCCUGGAAGUAGCUCUGAAGAGCAGGACAGAGUGUCGUUCGAUUCCUCCUCCAAAGUACUACUCUCAGCUCAUCACUGAGAUGGAAGACCUUGGAUGGGAUAAAUUGGUGUUCAUUGACACAGAGUUCCGUACAUUGAGACUGAAGGCAGAGGACUCCUCAGGACGCCAGCAUGUUGUUACAGUCAAACUGAAGCCCAAGCACCCUCUAGAGGCCCCAGUGUGCACUGCAGACCUGCCUGUUCCUCUGGCCAUGACCUGGACUGCACAGAGUUCUCUUACCCAUGUUCACACUCAGUUCCUGCUGCUUCUAGAAUCUCUGGCCGAGUUCUGGGCGGUUCUAGAUGAGAUUGAUCAAAAGACCUGGGUUUUAGAGCCAGAGAAACCCAGCAGAGCAGACACCAUGAGGAGAAUUGUCAUCGGAAAUAAUGUUUCCAUAAAAGUGGAGGUUAACACACGACAUCCGAACAUGCUACCAGAAUGUUGCCUGCUCGGAGCAGAUCAUGUGGUAACUCCUUUGAGGAACAAGCUCAACUCCAACAUGCAUUUAUGGAAUCCAGAGUGCAGUGUCUUGCAGAACCUCCGGGAUGUUUUGGAAAUAGAAUUCCCGUCACCUGCCACCCACGAAAAAUCUAGUUUCAGUGUGGAGUGUGGGAUCUGUUACUCCUACCGUCUCAACUCGGACAUUCCUGAUCAAGUGUGCAAUGACUCUCGCUGCGGUCAGCCCUUCCACCAGGCCUGUCUUUACGAGUGGCUGCGAGGAAUUCCAUCGAGUCGCCAGAGCUUCAGCAUUGUGUUUGGGGAGUGUCCUUACUGCAGCAAGCCCAUCACAGUGAAGUGUCCACCCAGAAACCCUGAAAACUGACUGGAGUCAAAGCCCUGUGCAUGCACCCCUAUGGUUUCAUAUGAACCUUA